GCCACGCCGUCAUGUCCUCGGCCGCCACCACUUGCGCAGCGGACGUUUCCGUUGCCGCCAAACGUAUCCAGACGAUUCAUAAACACGCCAGUGACGUGACCAAAUGUUGUUUUUCCAAACGAUUUCAUCUGGCCAUCGGGUCAAGUGACCGGACGGUGAGCGUGUGGAAAUGGCGGUCCGGCCGCGGUUUCGAGGAAAAAUCUUAUUCACCACUGACCCACCAUAAGUACAUGGUGACUUGUGUACAAUUUAACGAAGAUGCUACCAUUUUGGUAACGUCGUCCUUAGAUGGUAGCACUACGCUGUGCGAUGUCGAAACAGGGAAAAUUGUGCACACAUUUGUUCAAAACAGUUGCGGUGGUAUAAGAUCGUCGUGUUUUGUGAGAAAUUAUAAAUAUUUUGUAUCUGCUGGUGACAAUGGAACCAUGUGCGUGUGGGACAUGUUUAGACGAGUUCUGGUCAGGACAGUUACGGCGCACGAAGAAGCUAUUUCGAUGGUAUGUUGUUCUAUAGACUCGAGAAUAAUGUUGACGGGUGACACAACGGGGGUGGCCAAAGUGUGGUCAGUCUCCGAGCUGACCGAUACUUGCGGAAAAACUACUCCUUUAAACAUAUUAUUUGACUGCCACGAUAUGGGUGUGAAUUCUGCCGACAUAUCAACUGUCACUACAAUAACAAAUAAGGGUAAAGUGUACAGUAUACUGACAUGCGGUAACGACAACUUGGUGAAAAUCUGGCAACUGACUCUGUGGAAGAAAAAUGCAGGUUCUCAUCAGUGUGCUGUCAUAAUGGUUCAGUCGUUAAAAGGCCAUUCAUCAAUAGUGACCAGUGUGUGUUUUUGCGGCGCUGACGCCACGCUGUUCGCUUCUACUUCAAUGGACAAGACUACAAGGAUUUGGAGGAUGGUCGAGAAAAACAAUGCAGUUUGCUUACAAGUACUGGAAGGACACACCCGUUAUGUUAACACUUGUGGAUUCUCUCAAGACGGUUUACUGUUUGCGACUGGGUCCAAUGACAAGUCAGUAAUUGUCUGGGACGUGAAAGGCCACUUCGAUUUGAACGUAAAAUUACACGACUCGUCCGAGGACUUAAAAUCUACAGUGAACGUUAGAAGAGACAUUCAAGUAGAAGUAUCUCUGAGGGAAAAAGUAAUGUUUACAAAUGCGGUGAAUUCGUGUGACUUUAGCAACGAAUGUAAAUACCUCGUAGCAGCCGGCAGCGAUAAAACCAUCAGGGUUUGGAAUUUCGACGAAAACGGACGUUUUGAAGAGUGCAAAGACUCGCCGUUGUAUGCUCACCAUUAUUCGGUGCAACAUAUGGUCAUCUCUCCGUGCUCGUUGUACAUGGCGUCCUGUUCGUUGGAUGGAAUGACUGUUAUCUGGGAUCUUAAUACUCUAAAACAGAAAGGUUCGUUACACACUGAAUACGGCGGGGCCCGAUCCUGUUCGUUUUCUAGCAACUCCGAAUUAAUCGCAGUCGCUUGCGACAACGAAAUCAUAUUCGUGUGGAAAAUUGAAACGUUACAGCUUGUCGCGAAGUUGUCCGGGAAUGACGAAGACGUCACUUGUGUUUCGUUUAGUCCAGAUUCUCGUUAUUUAAUGUCCGGUUGUGUGGAAGGGCACUUCCGAAUUUGGUCAGUUCAUCCUAAAAAGCAUAUAAUAUCUGAAACAAGUACAAUUGUCUAUGAUAAAGCGCACGAAAUUGGAAUAACCUGUGCCCAUUUCGCGUUCAAGAAUCCGUCUAGAAAACCACGAUCGAUAUUGAUGUUGACGGGUGGCAAUGAUGCCAUGGUAAAAACCUGGAAGCUACUGGAUGACCGAAUCGAUUUCAAAAUGAAGUUUGUUGGUCACGGUAGUGACAUAACAUGCGUAAAAUUCCCACGGCAUAUUACUACGUUCUUGGCAUCUACUUCACUGGAUAAGACAGCUCGAAUAUGGCAAACGAAAACUGGAGAUUGUCUGCAUGUUAUCGAUCCUAAAGAUGCUAUUCUCACUUGUUGCUCAUUUUCAUCAAAUAAUAAAAUACUAGCUACAGGGUCGUUGGACAAAGCUAUGUUUCUAUGGAAUUUACCGUUGGACGAUGAAGGCGCGACGUCAAUUAGGAAAUCGAUGACGACAGACGAGACUUGGAAGUGGCAUUGUCCAAACUAUCGUCGUCGACAGACACACCCGACGAAUUCAUCUGUCCGAUAACACAGCAGAUCUUCAGAGAUCCCGUGAUAUGUUCAGGUAUACAGUCCAAGGUUUAACUCUAGUUCCCAGUUUCGUCUUUGAAGAAUUCGCAAAGGUACCUAUAUCAAGAAGAGAUUUGAAAAACGACCAUUCCAUUCAUUCUCUGUACUUGAUGAUUAACAGACUAAGCGGUAACAGUAACAGAAAGAAAAAAAUACAGUUGUUACUUCUAUUGGGCGUAGACCCAUAUAAAACCGUAUCAAAACUUUAGUUUAUAUAAUAAGUAUUUAAGUAAUGCGUAAAAAAAAAAAAUUGAUAUUAUUUUUUUCUGGAUAGACGGACAUACUUACGAUAGAUCGGCUAUGAUGUCAUGGUUUCGUCGAGGCAAAUUCAGUAGCCCAUUGACAAACGAACCGCUCGUGUCCAAGUC
Melanaphis sacchari is the source of this 2601-nucleotide messenger RNA. Its product is annotated as WD repeat, SAM and U-box domain-containing protein 1-like. Gene Ontology annotation, molecular function: RNA polymerase II general transcription initiation factor activity; ubiquitin-protein transferase activity; histone binding. Gene Ontology annotation, cellular component: Set1C/COMPASS complex; transcription factor TFIID complex. The record is from RefSeq and is a predicted model, not a curated record. Bases 12 to 2192 code for a protein of 726 amino acids. Lineage: Eukaryota; Metazoa; Arthropoda; Insecta; Hemiptera; Aphididae. The transcript is spliced from 15 exons. Gene Ontology annotation, biological process: transcription initiation at RNA polymerase II promoter; protein ubiquitination.